Molecule: messenger RNA, 792 nt
Organism: Neodiprion fabricii
Lineage: Eukaryota; Metazoa; Arthropoda; Insecta; Hymenoptera; Diprionidae
Product: nuclear protein 1
Exons: 2
Coding region: 50-274 (74 amino acids)
Biological process (GO): negative regulation of cell cycle; negative regulation of cell population proliferation; regulation of transcription by RNA polymerase II
Cellular component (GO): nucleus
Source: RefSeq, a predicted model, not a curated record
ACGAUAUACUUCGCAUCUAAAACCCGAAAUAAAACUUUAUAAUCGAGCAAUGUCCGAGCAGCAUUUCGACAAGUACGAACACUUCAACUACGAUCACGACAAGCAUAUAUUUACUGGGCACAGCGGUAAACAGAGAAGUAAACGAGAAGUAGCCGACCAUACAAACCACUUCGAUCCGAGCGGCCAUUCCAGAAAGAUUCUCACCAAACUGAUCAACACCGAACACAACAAGAGGGUCCCGGUUAAGGCUGCAUCUCCGACUACCAAGGUCUAGUCGCUCUCUGAUCUUGAAAUUCCAUCUCCGAAAUCGUCAACGGACAGCCCUGGCGUUACCAUGUUGCCAGCUCAAAACAGUGAAGCCAUCCAGGCGAGAUGCAGCUGCUGCAUAUCCGUCGUCGCGUCGUGCAGUUAACGGUGCUUCAAUGGAAUAAGGGGGAAAAAAAAUAUAUAUACACAUGCCGUAAAAAACAAGGUGUUUUGGCAACCGUUUUAACAACCUAGCUGCGUAUUCGUUGCUGGCAAUGUUGUCGAUCUCGGAUAUUCAAGAAUAUACAACUUCAUUAAUUAUCUUAUAAUAAUAAUAAUACAUGCAUUUUCUCACAUUAUAUACUUGAUACAACACUUACGCACUACACAUUAUUGAUUACAUUUAUUGUUAGCGUGUUAAGAUUAAAAGUAACAUUUUUUUUAUAUAUACUUGAAGCGUAAUAAAUGCUGUAGUUUAGAUCUCGAAUGAAAAGGUAAAAAAAAUUAUAAAAAUAAGUAUAGUGUAGGCUAUAACGAUGAUCUAGA